CCUGAGUGCUGGCUGAACGGAGAGGACAGGGCGCAAGCUGUACUCGGGUAUAGUCUUGCUUGGCCUGUCUUCGAGCCUCAGAGCCCCAGCAUGAGUCCACCAGCAAAGAAGAGGCCCCAGAAUACAGUAGUUUUCAAGACACAAGAUGAGAAACUGCAGGACAAGAUAAGACAGCCCAUUCACAAAGUAAUUAAGCGGACCCGACUUAAAAUGGUGUUAAGAAACCUUUCGCUUCUGAAGAUAUUCAAGAGCUCAAACCACCGGAUCCUAGAACUGCAUAACCUGGCUAAGAAGUGUUGGAAUUCACUACUCCAAGUCCCCACGAUCCUCCGCAUCACCUCCAGGGACAACAACGUCCAAGAGCUCCAGUUGGCUAAGUGCCUUGAGGAGAAUCCACAGUCCAAGAAAUUAGAGUCCGUGGCAGGACACCAACAGACUAGGCCCCAGGAAGGCAAGCCCCAGGUGGUAUCUGAGAUGAAGAACACGGAGAAGGGGUCGUAUGCAGGGGUCACAUGCAAGGAGCAGCAGGUGGAGCCCGAGGUCCUGAGGCCAUUCAGGGGACACGGUGUGGAUCCUGGUGCCUGGGAGAGACAGCAACCCUCUGGGGUUCCCCAAGCCCCCUCCGACCAGACUUACCAGCACAGGAAUCCCAGGGAGGAGACAAGGCAGCUGGGUACAGCUGACCCAGGCACCUGGUUUGAGGGGCUGCCCACCCGAAUCCACCUGCCGGGGCCCCGGGUCAUGUGCAGAGCCUCCACGCUGCGCUGGGUCAAACGCUGCUGCACUCGCUUCUGCUCAGCGUCACUUGAGCACCCCAUGGGCCAUCUACACAAGCGCCACCAGGAGGCGGCCUUGGCACCUAACACAAAGGUCUCUACAACAGGUGUGAUCCAGGACGACAGCCAGAAGUGUAAGAGGGUGCAGAUCUCAUCCUAA
Ochotona curzoniae (black-lipped pika) is the source of this 936-nucleotide messenger RNA. RefSeq names its product TP53 target 5 (gene TP53TG5). The record is from RefSeq and is a predicted model, not a curated record. Bases 91 to 936 code for a protein of 281 amino acids. The transcript has 5 exons. Lineage: Eukaryota; Metazoa; Chordata; Mammalia; Lagomorpha; Ochotonidae.